Messenger RNA from Myxocyprinus asiaticus (Chinese sucker), 6663 nucleotides. Its product is annotated as arrestin red cell. The coding region runs from base 1939 to 3207 and encodes 422 amino acids. Gene Ontology annotation, biological process: positive regulation of ERK1 and ERK2 cascade; G protein-coupled receptor internalization; signal transduction. The record is from RefSeq and is a predicted model, not a curated record. Gene Ontology annotation, molecular function: angiotensin receptor binding. Gene Ontology annotation, cellular component: cytoplasm. The transcript has 15 exons. NCBI's taxonomy places the organism in Eukaryota, Metazoa, Chordata, Actinopteri, Cypriniformes, Catostomidae.
UUUUCAACAUGAUCAGCACAACUUUUUGUGUUUGGACUUCUGACCUGGUUGCUUUUUGUUCCUUCAAGUACGUGAUUGUUCGAUAAUUAGAAAAGCGCUUUAAAAGCAUAGUCACAUUAACAUUUACACUUCAAAAUUCCAUGGGGAAGAUUGUGUGGGCGGAUGUAGACUGUUAAACCAGAAAAAAUAAGAUUGUCAAGCAGCCUCUUUUUAAUGUUGCACUUUAUACUUUAUGAUUCUUAAGUUAAGAAGAAGCUCAACACUAAAAUGAUAUCCUUGUCCAUUGUGAAUAUUCAGUGUCAGGUUAUUUUAUUGAUCAUUUGCACAGCUUACACAGGGUACACUGGUCAUUGAAAUGCUUGGGACAAGGCUCAGGUCACAGAAACAAAGACAGUGCAGGACAAUUUAACAUACAGGUAAACAGCACAGACAUAGAAGUAAAUAUAGGGAAUGCAGAUGCAGAGAGGCAUUCGUAAAAAAAGACAGUAAUGGGUCAGGAGUAGGGGUGGGAUCCCAAUUUUAAACAAUGACCAUAGAUAAGUAAGAGUGUGGAUUAAUUGUCAUUGCAGUGCAAACAUUAGUGUAGUGCAAAAGCAAGAACAGAUUGAUACAGUGUACCUGUGUAUGAAGCACCGCCCACACAGAGGUCACUGCCAAACCAAGCAACUUCCCAUUGGUGAGCAUGGCAAAUAUGCCUGUCAAAGUUCACUAAACUUGAACUCCACGCGAAUCCGAUAGGGGAAAUUCUUUGCCACCGGAAGUCCAUUGAGGGAAAUUCAUGAUCGCGUAGAUUCCCAUUAAGUGACUGUAAUAUUGCUGUGCGAAGGUAUGUGUGACCGUGCCUUAAGUUGGAGUAUGAUGACAUGACUGAAUGCAUCCCCAAUGCUAGAACCUGUGUCCGGCCGUAGUCAUCGGUACAAGCAGCUGUAGCUACAGGCAGUCCAGGCUACAGUAAAAUAAUUACUCAAAUUCGACUCGACUAAUGGGCUCAACUCUUUUAAAUUUGUUUAAAAAUCAGUAGCCGUGCAACCCCUAGUGGACUAUACUCCUAUCUGUUUCUCUUUGUGCUUCGUAAAUGCUGAUUUAUCUUUUAUCACUCACUGAAGUUGUUGUGGAGGCAGUCUAGUGCAGGUGUGGAGGUGGAUCUUGCAGACUCACUGAUGAAGAAUUACUAAAUUUUUAAAGGGAUAAUUCACCCAACAAUGAAAAUUUUGUCAUUAUUUACUUGUAUAAUGGCAGUGAAUAGUGACUUCGGGCUGUCAAGCUUGAAAAAGGACAAAAAACACCAUAAAACUCAAUGUAAAAGUAAUCUAUACAACUCUUUAGCGAUAUUAGGGUGAUUAAAUAAUGAUGGAAUUUUCGUUUUUGAGUGAACUAUUCCUUCAAGUGUAGCAACACCCUCUUCUUCAGGGUUUCCUUGCAUAUUGUUGCUAGCUGAACCUGUUAUGACACAGCAGAUUCCCCUGAGAAUUGAAGUACGGUAAUGUUCUCUUCGCAUGUUUGCUUGUGAAAUAUAUCUGUUGUUAUUUUUGUUGUGGUUUUUAAUUGCAUUUAUUUAUUUAUUUAUUUAUUUUUAUUAUUUUUUAUUUUUUUAUUUAUUUAAUCCACAAUGGCAUUUCUAUCACAAUCUUAAGAACCCCCUGCAGUGGAGGCCUGGGUAGCUCAGCAAAUAAAGACGCUGACUACCAAACCUGGAGUUGCAAGUUCAAAUCCAGGGCGUGUGGUGUGAAUCCAGUAAGGCUUCCUAAGCAACCAAUUGGCCCGGUUGCUAAGGUGGGUAGAGUCAUGUUGGGUUAACCUCCUCGUGGUCGCUAUAAUGUGGUUCUUGUUCUCAGUGGGGUGCGUGGUGAGUUGUGUGUGGAUGCCGCAGAGAAUAGCGUGAAGCCUCCACAUGUGCUAGGUCUCCGUGGUAACGCGCUCAACAAACCAUGUGAUAAGAUGCGCAGAUUGAAUGUCUCAGACACGGAGGCAACUGAGAUUCAUCCUCCGCCACCCAGAUUGAGAGUCUUCAAGAAGUCUAGCCCCAACUGCAAGCUCACAGUAUACUUGGGGAAGAGGGACUUUGUGGAUCAUCUAGAUCACGUGGACCCUGUAGAUGGAGUGCUCUUGAUUGACCCAGAAUACCUUAAAGACAGAAAAGUGUUUGUGACCCUGACGUGUGCCUUCCGUUAUGGCCGUGAGGACCUGGACGUUCUGGGACUGUCUUUCAGGAAGGAUCUCUUCAUUUCCAGUUUCCAGGCAUAUCCCGUUCAGCCUGAGGAACGCAAACCGCUCAGUCGUCUACAGGAGAGACUGCUCAAGAAGCUCGGCCAGAACGCAUACCCUUUCAACUUCACGAUCCCUCAGAACCUUCCCUGCUCAGUCACUCUACAGCCUGGCCCAGAGGACACAGGAAAGGCAUGUGGUGUAGACUUUGAGGUCAGGGCAUUCUGUGCCAAAACUGUGGAUGAGAAGACUCACAAGCGGAAUUCUGUGCGGUUGGUGAUCCGUAAGGUGCAAUAUGCUCCAGAGAAGCCUGGUCCUCAGCCAAUGGUGGAGACCACACGCAGCUUCCUUAUGUCUGAUCGUUCCCUUCACCUCGAGGCCUCGCUAGAUAAAGAGCUCUAUUACCAUGGUGAACCUAUCAGUGUCAACGUCCAUGUCACCAACAACUCCACCAAAACAGUCAAACGAGUUAAAAUCUCAGUGCGACAGUAUGCCGAUAUCUGUUUGUUCAGCACCGCACAGUACAAAUGUCCUGUGGCUCAGGUAGAGGCUGAUGACCAGGUAUCACCCAGCUCCACAUUCUGUAAGGUGUAUACACUCACCCCCACGCUGAGCAAUAACAGAGAGAAGAGGGGUCUGGCCCUGGAUGGACAGCUAAAACAUGAAGAUACCAACCUGGCCUCCAGUACCAUAGUGAAAGAUGUGUCCAAUAAAGAGGUGCUGGGAAUCUUGGUGUCCUACAGAGUCAAAGUCAAGCUAGUGGUGUCACGUGGAGGUGAUGUGUCUGUGGAGCUGCCUUUCGUUUUGAUGCACCCUAAGCCUUCUGAACAGCCCAACUCAAGACCGCAGUCAGCUGUUCCAGAGACGGAUGUACCUGUGGAUGCCAACCUCAUAGAGUUUGAAACAAAUAAUUUCUCACAGGAUGAUGACUUUGUGUUUGAGGACUUUGCGAGGCUCAGGCUGAAGGGAAUGAAAGAUGAAGAGGAUGACCACUUCUGCUAACGCCUCCCCCCUCCACAUAGAUGACACCACAUCUGAAGGAAGGGGAACAGGGGUGGAAUGUCAACCUGCCAGUACUUUCAUACCUCUGCUCCACUGGGCCCAUCUGAUAUUGUGGAGCACUUACUGAUAUUUUCAAAGCCUCCUUUCUUUCGUUCUUUUUCUUUCUUUCUUUCCCUCUGUUCUCUUUCGUUUGGCUCCCUUCCUCACCAUUUUGUCAUCUGUGAUGUGGUCCUUGUAUUGACCUUGGUUUCUAUGGUCAUAUGAGCCACUUCACUCUGGUGCUUAUAUGUUGGACAGAAAGAUAUUUAGGGAGAAGAAAACAGUGAUGAACUGGGUCAUCUAGACAUCAAUGUAUAAUAUUGUUGGUGGGCAAAGGGUCCAUUGAUUCAGGAGUGACUUUUGUUUUCUUUUUUCUUUCUUUUCUCUUGUCAUCAAAUUCCCACUUAUAUAUCAAGUGGGCAUUAAUAGCUAUAUAACGAUGACAUACUGUAUGUUCCAUGUUAUUACAUUGUACAGUACAUACACUGUUCAUAGACACCAAAGGGAAGUUGAGUUUGGUGUUAUUCCACUUUCCUAGGCCCGUAAUCCAAUCCAUCCAUACCUGCUCGCAGCUUUUAUGUUAUAGCUAUGUAAAAUGUAUACACAUCAUAAAAAUAUGUAGUAACACUUUUCUGUGCACUUGUUGUGCACGCAAUACUCAAACAAUUAAGGAUGUGGCAUUUUAGUGAAAGAGUAGUUGGCAAAGCGCAUUGGGACACAAGCAUCUGAUUUAUAAUGUAAAUUUUAACAUUUAUUCCACAUGUUGAGUUGUAGAAUAUGUACACACUGCUACAGGUCUUCAGUGCGAAAUUAGCUUGUAGCUAACUCAAGAGGCCGGGGACAGACUUUGAGAAUUUCAGAUGCCUGAAAUAUUUGUAUGUGCUACGUAAGAAUGAAUUCCUCAUUAUUUGUGCCUGCCAAACUUUAUUUGACAAAAUGUGAUGAUUUAUAAAGUUGCUUGUAAGUUAAGCUCAGUUUAUUUGAAAAUGACAUGCUCAUUCCAUGUUUUAGUUCACAGGAACUGAUAAUGUAACCAUUGGACUGCCAGAAAUAUUUUGAUGAUGGUUAUUUUAAAUCUCAGUUGUAGCAUGAUUUUCAGGAAAUUUACUUUUAGUCAUUCUCCCAGGAUCAAGCUUUUCCUUUUGACCUUCUGCAUAGUUUACUACUGAACAAUGGCAAAUUUACUUAUGUUACAACCUGUACAUGGAAGUAACAUUUUGUAAUGAACAAAAUGGAGCUCCCAUUGAUGGACAAAAAGAUAUCUUUAAAAUAAACGUUUGCUUUGUUUAAAGCACCCGUACAACCAUGGAGCAUACUUGCCAGUGAGCAUACUUACAUUAGAUUUCAACUUUGUUGUGCCCUCUAGUUAUUCCUGUUUUUCUGUUUUGUCUGCUAAACCACAGAUGCCAGCACAAGGAAUCUGAGAUAAUUUAAAAUGAUUUCAGGGAUAUUUUAAAUGAAAUCUAUUUCAGCAGAGAUGACUCUUAAUAUCCUUACAGCCCUAUAGAACGUCACAUGGCUUUGCAGGAGAUCCUAACACUACACAUUUUGGAUGUCUCCCUUAUUUGACAUAAUUCAGAUCAAGGAGCAUUCUACUAAUGAGAUAAUCAGUAGAAGAUGUGUUGGAUAAUGGAGACAUCCAAAAUGUGUAGUGUUAGUGGUACUUCAGGAAAGGAUUGAUAAACACUGGAGUAGAGGAUUGAUAGAUCAAAGGCAGCUGAUAAGUUUAUAUGAAGUUCCUACUCAUUUUCAUUCUGUUACUAUCACAAAACCUGACAAGACGUUUACAUCUUAUUUUAAAUUCAAAGUAUUUUUGUGAACGCUUGAAAAAGCUUGAUCAACUAGCCAGAAAUUUCCUACUGAAAUCUUACACUGUAUAUAUUAUAAUGGUCUAUGGAAUUUGUACACACAUUACUGUCAGAAGAUACCCAUGUCCAGUAAAAUCAGCUGUGAAAUCUGGGUCACAAGGAGGAUGUUUAGGUGGUGGUUUUGAUUUCGGACUGGUUUCCUCUGCAGCCCAGCAGCUGAUUGAUUGAUUCAUUCAGUCUGGCUCUGUCCAGAAAACAGGGAGUGAUUAGCAUAAAGUGCUGAGUGAUACUCAAAAUGUAAUGCAGACAAGCAUACAUUUUAUAGAGGAAGCCUCUUUUCAAGGACUAAUAUGAAGACCCGAAAAUGCUGUGAUCUCCGAUUUAGUAUUUUGUCAUAUACUGUAUGACUUAGCAAACCGCAUUACGAAACUAGUUUUAAAAAAGUUGUCCCAAUACAUCCCUGUGUUCAAUGAUGUAAGGCUUUAUAUUUGAUAAGACUGGCACAUUGUGGAAACAAUCAAGUUGUGUAGAACUUGGCUUAACACUGAUCUGAAAUCACUCUGGCAUGCGCAAUUUCAAAAAUAAGUUAUACAGAGGAAUGUAUCAGGAAUAUUUGCACACUAGAGAGUAAUGCAAGUUCUAAACCAACUCCAAUAGAUCACUUGUUGCAUAGAUCAACAUGAUCAUACAGUGAGACCGUUUGAUGUAUUGAAUUCUAUAUAAGUAUUUUUAUUGUCUUUGCUCUAUUAACAAUGUAAUGCCUUAUUUGACACAUGUUGAUACAUGGCAAUCUCCCAUGUCUCCAUUAGCUGGAUUAAAGCUGUGCAUGCAUUCUAGAGGAGCCUGUAGGCUUUGAGAAUGCUUUACUAUUGUAAUAGCGUGACCAUCUUAAUGAAAAUUUUUGCUUUGGUGAUCUGGAUGGAGCCUGUUAUGUCUAAGUAUAAAAAGACAAGUAUAAUUAUUUGCAGAUUUAUUUGCGUCUAAGGAGACCACACACUUUAAUGUUGGUUUAUUGCUUAUCAAGGACCAUGUCAGACUGUCUUUUUUAAAAGGAGGAUGUUAAAGCUAGUUCUCACUAUUAAAACUGAUAUUAAGCAAAUAAACAAACAUGCUUUCUGGUAAAUUAAUAAAUUCACUAUAAAGUAAGAUUUAAAAGAUGUAUAAAUGAAUUCCAAUAUACUGUUUAAGCAGUGUUAUUUUAGCCGAUAGAAAGUAAUUAAAAUUCAAAGAAAAACGUUUUUGAAAACCACAAAAAUAUUUGAAAUACAUGCUGCCUCUUUAUUUUGUAUUGCAUUUAGAACACGGGGUAUAAGAAAAAAAAAAAGUUUACUUUGGUCUAAUAAGUGUGUGUGUGCGUGCGUGCAUGUACAUUAUUAGCAGGUACAUUAUUACAGUUAUUCUCCUAAAAGCCCCUCAAACAAACUUAUAUUCUAGAUGUAGUAUUGCAGUAAAUGUGUUCGGAUUUUGAUGCACUCCACAAUUUUUUUUAUUUUUUUUGGAAGAACAAGACAUACAAACAAAGGACGUCCAUAUCAAAAUACAUAUGAAAUAAGGGUUACAGUUUGUAUUAAAAUAAAUAAAAAUCUAAAUAAAAAAAUACACAAUGUAA